CUCUUCACCCUCUUGAACUAGGCCAAGUACAAGCCUACCUCGCUAAGAUUUCCAAACCCAAUCUCCUAAACUCCCUCCUUCGAACCCUCACACUCAAUCAACUCCCUCGAAAAGUUCUUCUAAUUUACAAUCAAAUGGUUCAGCUCUCUUCACAUGAUCACUUCACCUACACCUACGCUCUCAAAGCCGCCUCUCUUCUCCUCCCAAACGCCACCCACAAAGGCCACGAAAUCCAUGCCCGCGUCCUCAAGUCCGGCCACCACGCCGACCUCUUCAUCCAAAACGCUCUCAUAAACUUCUACUCCUCCGCCGCAGACGUCGCCUCCGUCCGCCGGGCCUUCGCCGGCAUUGCCCGGCCCGACGUCGUCUCGUGGACUUCGCUCGUGUCGGCCCUCGCGAGGAGCGGCCGCGAGGCAGAGGCCCUCGCGGCCUUCGCCUCCAUGGACGCGAGGCCGAACCCGAUGACGCUCGUGAGCGUUCUUCCGGCCUGUUCCCGUCUUAAAGGUCUAAACUUGGGGAAAUCCAUCCAUGCGUUUGGUCUUCGGACCUUCGGCGGCCAUGGGAGUAAUCUUAUUCUUGAUAAUGCGAUUCUGGAAAUGUAUGUAAGAUGUGGUGAUUUGGUUGCUGCGCGCCAUCUGUUCGGAGAAAUGGCUGGGAGAGAUGUUGUCUCAUGGACUACCUUGAUUGCCGGCUAUGCGCGAAAUCAAAGCUCGGAGGAAGCAAUCGCGGUUUUUUCGGAAAUGCUAUGGGAUGGAGAAACGGCACCCAAUGAAGCGACUCUGGUGAGUGUGCUGCGAGCAUGUGCCUCCUUGGGGGCGUUAAGGUUUGGCAAAUGCGUGCACUCAUGCUUUUUUAAGAAUUGCAUUGGUGUUGAUGGAUUGGUGGGUAACGCUUUGGUUAAUUUUUAUGCCAAGUGCGGAGAUGUGGGCAUGUCUGGUAAGGUGUUCACUGGGAUUUCUUGCAGGGAUUUGGUGUCUUGGUGCACAAUGAUAUGGGGGAUGGCCAUGAACGGGCGAGGCAAGCAAGCUUUGCAGCUUUUUGCUUCAAUGCUGUGUCAAGGGGUUAGGCCAGAUGGUUUGGCCUUCCUUGCAGUGCUGUCUGCGUGCUGUCAUGCUGGGCUGGUUGACCAAGGUUUGAUGAUAUUUAGGGCCAUGAGUGAAGUUUAUGGGAUCAUGCCCCAAAAGGAGCACUACACAUGCAUGGUUGACGCCUAUGGGAGGGCUGGGAAGUUAAAGGAAGCAGAAAGUUUAGUUCAGGGGAUGCCAGCUGAGAUUGAUGGUCAUGCGUGGGGAGCAUUGUUAAGUUCUUGCAGCUUGCUUGGUGGUGAUAAAGUUGAAUCCGAGAGCCUUAGUGGGCAGGUUCUUGAAGGAGAUGUAAGUGUUGGAGGGGGCAUGUAUGCACUUGUGUCAAACAUGUUGGCUAGUGGUGGAAGAUGGGAGAGUUCACACUCUGUAAGGGAGCUAAUGAAAGCUCGGAGGAUUAGAAAGAUAGCUGGGUGUAGUUGGAUUGAGCUCCAUUGAUCUGGGUUGUGCAAUUAAUGCAGAGAUCUUUGUGAAUUGGACUACUGCUUAUUGCUAUGAGAGAGUGAAAAGUUUCAGAGGCAUAUGGAUUUAAAUGUUGAACAAUAUGCCCUUAAUGGCCCAUGAGGAUCUAAUUAGCUGGAUCAGAAGCUAUGAAAAUCCAGCCAGGAAUUGUUCUAAUGAGGAUCUAAUUAUCUUCUCUCAGGGAAUCUCAUUGUCGUGCACUGUUGUCCAUAGCUAUUCUGGCCAGGCAGGUACCGUUUCUCUUGUCUCUAAAGUUCAUAACCAAAUUAGCAUUUUCAUGCAAUUUAUGUAUUAUCUAUAUACCUUAUGAAAUCUAUGUUGUGAAUCGUACAUGGAACAUAUGCUUACAUAUUUAUGGUUUUGUUGGUUAUCCUGCCUAAGUUGUAUAUGGUUUUUAUAUGUUUGUGUAAUUUUAUGUCAUUUCUUUGUAAUUUCUUGUAAUUUUCAGGAUGUUUUUGUAAUCAAUUUUAAAGUUCCAUAGAUGCCCUAA
Molecule: messenger RNA, 2034 nt
Organism: Elaeis guineensis (African oil palm)
Lineage: Eukaryota; Viridiplantae; Streptophyta; Magnoliopsida; Arecales; Arecaceae
Product: putative pentatricopeptide repeat-containing protein At3g05240
Biological process (GO): RNA modification
Molecular function (GO): RNA binding; protein binding
Source: RefSeq, a predicted model, not a curated record